Messenger RNA from Dictyostelium discoideum AX4, 210 nucleotides. RefSeq lists its product as hypothetical. Lineage: Eukaryota; Evosea; Eumycetozoa; Dictyosteliales; Dictyosteliaceae. The record is from RefSeq and is a predicted model, not a curated record. The coding region runs from base 1 to 210 and encodes 69 amino acids. The transcript has a single exon. Gene Ontology annotation, cellular component: extracellular region.
AUGGAGCUUUUAAUUCCAUUAAGUUUAUUGGGAUUAUAUUUAUUUUCAGGGACAAGAGAUUCAGUUCAUAAGGGAGAAGUUAAAGAUGACUUGAAAGAGAAACCUAUAAAAGUUAAUUUUAAUUUAACUGACUCUACAAAAGUUGACCAUAAAACUCAUCUCAAACAGUACAGUUCAUUAAAACCAGGUGACACAUUGGAAAUAUUAUAA